AUGUCCAAAGGCCUGAAAAGUCUGUGUAAAGACCCUGCUUUGGAGCUGAGCUGCUACCAGGACUACCAGUUCAGUGGCAGUAAAUCUGAGCAGGAAAAAUUACUGAGGGAAAGCUCCACAUUGUAUGUGGAGAAUCUUUCCUUUUAUACAACUGAAGAGCAAAUACAUGAGCUCUUUAGUAGAUGCGGUGAUGUCAGGAAUAUAUUUAUGGGCCUGGAUAAAAUAACGAAAACAGCAUGCUGUUUCUGUUUUGUAGAAUACUAUAACAGAGCCGAUGCUGAAAAUGCCAUGUGGUUUCUAAAUGGGACCUGCCUAGAUGAACGUAUUAUCCACACUGAUCGGGAUAUAGGUUUUAGAGAGGGUUGACAGUAUAGUCACGGUGUAUCUGGGGGUCAGGUAAUGGGUGAGUUUCACGAAGAUUUUGAUCCUGGUAGAGGAGGCUCUGGAAGACAGGCUCAGAUCUAG
This is a messenger RNA of Callithrix jacchus (white-tufted-ear marmoset), 465 nucleotides long. RefSeq names its product nuclear cap binding protein subunit 2 like (gene NCBP2L). Gene Ontology annotation, molecular function: RNA cap binding. The record is from RefSeq and is a predicted model, not a curated record. Gene Ontology annotation, cellular component: nuclear cap binding complex. NCBI's taxonomy places the organism in Eukaryota, Metazoa, Chordata, Mammalia, Primates, Cebidae. Gene Ontology annotation, biological process: mRNA cis splicing, via spliceosome.